This is a messenger RNA of Salvelinus fontinalis (brook trout), 2036 nucleotides long. RefSeq lists its product as uncharacterized. The coding region runs from base 396 to 2036 and encodes 546 amino acids. The transcript has 7 exons. The record is from RefSeq and is a predicted model, not a curated record. NCBI's taxonomy places the organism in Eukaryota, Metazoa, Chordata, Actinopteri, Salmoniformes, Salmonidae.
AGACACUACAUUUCCCACAAAGCUUUGCAUUCGUUCAACAAAUCGCUGGUCGCUACAAGAAGUGUAGAAAAUAUCGAAAAUGAGCAUUGUGCAAUGCAUAGAAUAAAAACAUGCGAAUUGUGGGAAAUUAUAAUAGCUUUCUUAACAAGGGAAGACGCUUUGUACGCCGUUGCAUGGAUACAUUUAUGAAUCUUUUGUCCGUUUUUAUAAUCGGAUAGAUCCUGAAAAAUAGGCGCUGCUGUUUAGUCGAAAUGUAGAAGACCAAAACGGGUCUUUAAUUCUAGGUUUACAAUCCGCUAUUUUCCAUUAGACGUGAAGGUAGAAAUCAUUGAUCGGUUCAUAUGCCUAUUCGUUUUUCAGCUGAUUUUGUAUUUCGUUUUUGAAUAAUUGUAUUGAUGCGAAGCGCUGCAACUGGACUCAAUCAGCUCCCUCGCAGGGUGGACCGGGAAUGGGCCAAAAGUUCAUGGACCGACAGACAUGUGACGAGCACCAGGAUGACGACCAAAAAGAAGCCUUUGCAUCCCCAGAUGAUGAUCCCAAGUCUGGACAACACUCACAUUCCCACCCCGUCAGCAGACAAGAAGCAGCAAAGAAGACAGAAGCACAAACCAAACAUUCCUUCAGUCAAACACAACAGCAACACCUCUGAACUCAGCCCUCAGGGCCAGUUGGACCCUCCUUCAUUGCCCUUGUUAUCAGCUUUGGAUGGGAAGGAGAGGAGCAGGAGGAGAGAGCAGCAGGAGAGGAGGGAGAGGAGAGAGCAGAGGGAGGCUCAGGUUGAGAAGGAGAGGAGGGAGGCUCAGAGCAGCCAUCACGGAGAACAGAAGCAGGCUGUCUCCAGGAGGAGUAGACAAGCUGUGUCCCUUCAGCACAGCCACAGCUCUAGCCACAGCUCCAGCCACAGCUCCCAGGUCCUGCCUGGAGGCGUACCUGUGGGCCAGAGGACAGCCCAGGAGUCUGGGGGGUUGGCUGGCCAGGGAAAGGGUUGUGUAGAGGGGGGAGAGGUGGGUGUAGGGGGGAAAGAGAAGGAAGAAGUGGACAUAUACAGUGACAUAGACACAGACCUGUCUGAAUCAGAGAGGCUCCCUCUCCCCUCCUCCCCCUCCUCCCCCCAUAACCUCGACCUCCGUCCAGAGGUCAUCUUUCCCCGUGACUUCCAGCCUGAUCUCCCAGGACCACGAGGCCAUGGCCCUGGUCAGUUCAGCUACCCAGAUUUCCUCCCUCCGCCCUUCAACUCCUGGAGCCUCUGGCAGCUGGCUGUGUUCUUCCACCCAGAGGGAAGACACCCCCCCCGCUCCAGACCUGCAGGCAUGGCGCUGGACAGAUACCUGGAGCAGCUACUGCUGCUGGAGUGGCUCCGGAUUCAGACGGUUCAGGAGGAGAGUGGGAGUGUGUCCUCUGUUCCAACCAGUCGCUACUGUUCCCACCGCGGUGCACCCUCCCUCCACGGGAGACUCAGCUCUCCUAAAUGCAUCCUCCAGUGCCAGAGAGCAUUCCCUGUUACUCUCCUCUCCUCUCUGUCUCCCUCUGCUGCCCCGCUGUCUGGCUGUACACAAUACCACGCUCGCUACCCGCCCUGUACUGGGGCCUGCCGCUCACUCACCUCCCCCCGCCUCAACCCCCUCUCUGACCACCGGGGCCGCGUCUCUCUCCCCAAGAGGAGCUACAGUGAGAGUCGGGUCCACUCUGCUGAGAAGGCUUCUGGGCGUCAGAGUUGUGGGAGCCCUGCCAUGGGGAUCGGCCACCUGAAACGGAUGCAGGCUUUUGGGAACAUCCGUAGCCCUGUAGCCGUUAGUCCUACCAGAAGGCAGAGGUCAUCGUCUGUAGUCAGGAACCCCAGUUUUGGGUCAGGGUCAGGGACUGGGUCGGGGACUGGGUUGGGGACAGGGACUGGGUCCGGGACUGGGUCAGGGACUGGGUCGGGGACUGGGUCGGGGACAGGGACUGGGUCGGGGACUGGGUCGGGGACAGGGACUGGGUCGGGGUCAGGGACUGGGUCGGGGACAGGGACUGGGUCGGGGUCUGGUCUCCAGUAG